AUGGAUAAAUUUAAAGAAGCGUUAAAUAAUAUAGAUCCUUUAAAAAGAAAAAGUAUACUGCAAUUUUUGAAAGAAUACAAAACAUCACCUACACCAUCUUAUCGUGAUCUUCUAAAAAAUGUAGUAUCAAUUCUUAAUAAAAAUGAGUCAAUAAUAAUAAUUGGAAUGGCAUUAUAUAUUAAGGAGGAAGAUAAAGAAAAUUUUUUGCUUGAAUGUGUGAAAAUUGGUAUUCUAGGAAAAGGUAUUUCAGAAUAA
Messenger RNA from Strongyloides ratti, 255 nucleotides. RefSeq lists its product as hypothetical. NCBI's taxonomy places the organism in Eukaryota, Metazoa, Nematoda, Chromadorea, Rhabditida, Strongyloididae. The transcript is spliced from 3 exons. The record is from RefSeq and is a predicted model, not a curated record. The coding region runs from base 1 to 255 and encodes 84 amino acids.